AGAGGCGCAAAAUUAAUUUAAUUAUAAAAAUAAAACCCCCCUUUUUUUUCAAUAUUUUAUUUACUUUUUUUUAUUAUCGAAAGAAUAAAGGAAAGAUUACCCAUUUUAGUUUGUUUUUCUGGGUUUUUUUUCUAAGCCAACCUCUCAUUCUCUCUCCUCUUCUUUGCCAAGCAAAUUUCCAGGGUGAUGCUGGAUCUUUGAGAAUUUGCUGUACAAUCAGAUAAUUGAAGAGAUGAUGCUCUAGGGUUUUGCUUAUAUGUUGGUUGUAACUCGGAGUAUUCGUUUUCGACUUCAAUUGGUUCAAGUGAAGGGAAAGUAGAAGCUGAUAAAUUAGAUUGCUUUAACAAAGUGUUGGGAAUUUGGGAUUCAGGAAGAUAAUUUCCGGGUGUUUUUGUGAUUGCUGAAUGUUUUGUUAUAGUUUUGAUAUGGUGGCUCUGUUUCAUUGUUAACAACAGACUGUAGUUGAUCAGUCUUUUGGGUGGUCUCAAAGGUUAGUUUUUUCCCGUAUAAGAUGGAAAGUGACAUGGGAAGGGAAGAGUUGAGAUUGAAGGUUGAAAUUAAAGAGGAGGAGCAGAUGCCUUCUGAGAUGGAAAUUGAUUACGGUGGAACUGAGAGUCCCAAGUUUGAAAUUGAAAGCAAAAUUUCUGAGCUAGGUGAGGGAAGUAAUGUUGUGUUUGCGAGGGAAGGGCCGCUAUAUAUGGAGGACACUGGAAUGUCCAAGGUUGGAUGCUAUGGUUCUAAGAAGCAGAAAUCGAAGGCGGUGACGACAAGUUCUCAGGUGGGAAAGAAAGGUAAUGUAGGAAAUGAGAAGAAGCUCAGUAGACAAGAUAGGAUUGAGCUGGGAAAACUUUUUCAAAGUGCUGUGAGUUCUCAUGAUUGGGACUUGGCAGAAAGUUUGAUUCUGUUUGCUGAUCCACUAACUCUUAAUGAUUUCCUUUGCAUCUCAUUGGAUUCGAUAUGGUUUCUUACUACACAUGAGGAGUUACAUGGUAUAACGGGACUAGUGAAGAAGAUAAUAGCUAAUGGAGCUUAUGACUUCACAAGAGCAGCUCUUCGAACUUCGUUUCUCGCAUCUUGUGUCUCUGCAUGUCAGAGCCGAACAAUGGACCUAGCAGAUACAGUGACUGUGAUGGCCCAAAGGUUGCAUGAGCGACUUCAGGAAUGCAAUGGUGAUGAUGUUUUGAAGGCAGAGGCUGGUGCUAAGGUCCAAAAGUUCACUGAAUGGGCUUUGAAAUGCAUUGGUUUUCAUUCUCGGUGUCAUGAGAACAAAGAGAAAAUGCAUCGUGAUUCUGCUGCUGAGAUACAGCUUCAAUUAUCUGCCUUUAAGAUAUUUCUUGAUCUUGCUGGAAGCAAUCUCACUGGAAAGGACUUCACUGAGGCCUUUGAUGCUGCUUGCUUCCCUCUUACUUUGUUUAGUAGUUCAUUUGAUCCUGGAUGGUCUUGUGGAGCAUCAGCUACUGCUAUACAAGGGCUCCUUGGUAUGCUGGUCGAGGGUGGUGCUGAUAAUGUAAACCAGUGUUUUCUUGAAGCCUCACGUUUUGGCAGCACUGAGUUAGUGCGCAUUUUGUUGCAGAUUGCCCAGCGUAACAGCUUGGAUGUGGACGUUGAUCUGGCCUUGGGUUUUGCUUCUCAUUAUGGCAAGAUCAACACAAUGGAGUGUUUGGUAGAAGAAGGUAAUGCCAUGGCGUUUUUGGGACCUCUAAUGCGAGCAGCCGAGAGGGGGUGUUUGCCAGUUGUCCAGUGGUUUGUUGGUAGAGGUUGCCAAGACAUGGAACUAUGUCUUGCACUGACCGCUGCCACCUCAAGCAGCCAAGUCGAGGUUGCUUCUUACCUUCUACCCCAAGUACCACAGCAUGUUCUUACCGCACUCAGCAUUGAAAUCCUCAAAGCAGCUGGAGAGAGAAGUGGUGGGUCCCUUGAGGGAGUCGCUUUUCUUCUCCGCUCAGACUUUUUAGGAGAUCCAACAGGCACGUACGCUGUUGCAGAUAGCAUUGCUCGGUCAGAGGACGAUUCAGUUGCUCCUGAGCUUCGUACAUUUCUCCGGGAGCAGUGGUCGGAGGAUGCCUUCACGGAUGGCUUGUUACAAGGCCAAGAACAUUUUGUUAACAUGGUUAGGAUUUUAAACCGAGGAGAAUCUCCUCUUUGCCUUGGAGAUCUUCCUCCACCGUUGAGGGUGGCAAUCGCCUACUUGCCAGUGUAUAGAGAGAGUGUGAAGGCAGGUGGGUGUUUGUUAUCUCAAAAGCUGAGAGGUCAACUUGUGGAAGCCGUCAGGAGGCUUGGAGGUGGGGUACUUGGAGAUGCAAGCCAAUGUCAUGAGCUUUUAGCCGUCUUAGAGCACCAUCUUCGACCAUUUUUGCCCAGCAUGUAUUCAACAACCUAAGCAUAAAAUGCCAUCAGCAACCGCAACUUGCAGGUUCGCAGAUGCUGCCUUUCUUUUCUCCUUUUUAACUUCAUACCAUAGGAAAAAUAAUUAAGAUCACAUUGUUAGCAAGGGUUUUGAGGCUGCUGCCGCUGACAUAUAGCUAGCUUCCAAGAGUCUCUCUCCCUCACUCAUUCGCACUUCCUCUCGGUAUGUCAACUUAUCAUAAUGUUGGUCCAUGUGCAUUCUAAGAUGUACAAUGUAAAAUAGAAGAAAAUCACAUGUACUGUAGAAAGAGACAGAACGGGUCGGUCUCGACAUCUGGGGGUGGUGGUAUCCAUGUAUAUUUUAGCUGCUAUGCUUUUGUGAGGGAUUGAGGGUCCAUUUAAUGGCUGUACUAGUCUGUUUCACUUCAACUUGGUUAUAAGUCAGGUGCCUGGAAUUGUCACCUUGCUUUUUCAAUGAGCUUCAAUUUUUAGUCUGAAAUUAUUAUUCUUGUUGCACAUGCUUAUGCCUGGACUUAUUUGUUUUUUAUUUAGAAAUUGGAAUAAUUAUUGGUAAAUAAUUUGAUGAUUA
Molecule: messenger RNA, 2935 nt
Organism: Chenopodium quinoa (quinoa)
Lineage: Eukaryota; Viridiplantae; Streptophyta; Magnoliopsida; Caryophyllales; Amaranthaceae
Product: ankyrin repeat protein SKIP35-like
Exons: 5
Coding region: 512-2380 (622 amino acids)
Source: RefSeq, a predicted model, not a curated record